AUGCGUUUCAACAUUGCCGCACUCUUCGCCCUCGUGGCCACCACUCAACUGGCAACCGCCGCGCCGGCGCCGGCGCCCGAGCCAAAGUGGAACGACAAGGGCCCGGAAGCAGGCUACAAGUUCGGUGCGGUAGCCUGUGCAGCAGGAGCGCUUGUUUGCAACUCCCAGGGCUACACUGUGGGAGCUUACACCCUUGGCAGCGGUGCAUUCUGCUGCAGCACUGCCGCGGCUGCAGUGACUGCUUCUCAGUCCCCGGGGUGGGUCGCAGCGUGGGUAAAGGCGGCUAACAAGCUCGGAGACGCUGCAAGGGUCAUUGGAGGUGUCUAUGCCAAAGUUGGGCCGUUCGUUGCUAAGUGCACUGCUACCGUUUGCACUAUGGUCACCGGCAGAAACCCCAUCAACAACCUUCCGGGCCUCCCGACACGGUCGAUUGACGGACCCCCGUCCUCUGAGGAGAAGUACCUUGUCGAAAGAUUUGCGCUGCCGGAGACCGAAUUUGAGGAAGAUGACGCUCUCCUUGCCAGAUAUGAGGGUUUCGAGCUGGAAGAAGACGAUCUCAACUAG
Molecule: messenger RNA, 564 nt
Organism: Thyridium curvatum
Lineage: Eukaryota; Fungi; Ascomycota; Sordariomycetes; Thyridiales; Thyridiaceae
Exons: 2
Coding region: 1-564 (187 amino acids)
Source: RefSeq, a predicted model, not a curated record